Molecule: messenger RNA, 1779 nt
Organism: Tinamus guttatus (white-throated tinamou)
Lineage: Eukaryota; Metazoa; Chordata; Aves; Tinamiformes; Tinamidae
Source: RefSeq, a predicted model, not a curated record
AUGAUCCUGGGGGCCGAGUGCCCCUGCAACCUUGAGGCUUGCCCGGCCUCGUCUCCCCGGCGUAGCCUGCGCCGCGGACUGGCCCGGGCGGGCAUCUCUCGAAGCGCAGUGCUCCCAAUCCAGCCCCCGGCCUGCAUAGCGCUGCUGGCCACUGCGCAGCCCUUCAGCCUUCUCUGUAAGACAACAAAUUCAGUUGGACCUAGUAAUGCCCAUUUGCCCUCUGCGGAGCCCAGUAUGUACCAGUUGGACAUUACUUUAAGAAGAGGACAGCACUUAGCAGCACGAGAUCGUGGAGGAACAAGUGAUCCAUAUGUCAAGUUCAAAUUUGGAAGAAAAGAGGUAUUUAAAAGCAAGACAAUACACAAGAACCUCAAUCCUGUGUGGGAAGAAAAAGCUUGCGUAUUUAUAGAGAACCUUACAGAACCUCUGUAUGUAAAGGUCUUUGACUAUGACUUUGGACUGCAAGACGACUUUAUUGGUUCAGCAUUUUUGGAUUUGGCUUCAUUAGAAUUGAACAGGCAAACAGAUGUUACCUUGAAUCUGAAAGAUCCUCACUAUCCUGACCAAGAUAUGGGAAGCAUUUUGUUGUCAGUGCUUUUGACUCCGAGAGAGGAACAGCGAGAAGUCACAAUGCUAAUGAGGAAGAGUUGGAAAAGAUCAAGUAAGUUUCAGACCCAGAGCUUGCGCCUCUCAGAUGUGCACAGAAAAUCUCAACUCUGGCGGGGUAUAGUCAGUGUUACUCUGAUAGAAGGUCGUCGACUUAAAGCAAUGGAUGUGAACGGACUGAGUGAUCCCUAUGUGAAGUUUCGCUUGGGGCAUCAGAAGUACAAGAGCAAGAUUAUGCCAAAAACUUUGAAUCCUCAGUGGAGGGAGCAGUUUGACUUUCAUCUGUAUGAAGAACGAGGUGGAAUUAUUGAUAUUACUGUGUGGGACAAAGAUGCUGGCAAAAGGGAUGAUUUUAUUGGCAGGUGCCAAGUUGACCUAUCGAACCUUUCCAAAGAGCAGACUCACAAGCUGAGGCUGCCACUGGAAGAAGGAGAGGGGUUCCUGGUGCUGCUGGUCACCCUGACGGCCUCGGCUGCCGUCACCAUCUCUGACCUCUCACCUGACUCCUUGGAGGACCAGAAAGAGCGCGAGGAGAUAGUAAAGAGAUAUAGUCCACUGAAAAUCUUCCAUAACCUGAAGGAUGUGGGAUUUCUGCAGGUGAAGGUCAUCCGAGCAGAAGCGUUGAUGGCAGCUGAUGUCACAGGUAAAAGUGAUCCAUUUUGCGUAGUUGAAUUGAAUAAUGACAGACUGCUGACACAUACUGUCUACAGGAACCUCAAUCCUGAAUGGAACAAAGUCUUCACAUUGUACUUGUCAGACUUGCCACAGUUGUUUUGGGUUCUCUGUCAGUUCCAGCAGCUGGGGGUCAGGGGUCGGCGCGGGGGGGUAUUCAGCGGAGACCGCCAGACAGACGGCUGUCAUGUCCUUUUCCUGCAGAUUCAAAAUGGUCAACAGAAAGCGUACGUCUUGAAAAACAAGCAGCUGACAGGGCCAACAAAGGGGGUCAUCUAUCUUGAAAUAGAUGUGAUUUUUAAUCCUGUGAAAGCCGGCAUACGAACCCUAAUGCCCAAAGAGCAGAAGUACAUCGAAGAGGAAAACAGACUGUCCAAACAGCUGCUGCUAAGAAACUUUGUCCGUACGAAGCGUUGUGCCCUUGUGGUCAUAAAUGCUGCCUAUUACGUUAACAGCUGCUUUGACUGGGAUUCACCUCCAAGAAGUCUUGCUGCUUUUUUG